AAGAAGCAGACGAACACCAUUCUGGGUGGAGCCACUUGGAGGCAGCAGCGAACACCAUUCUUCGUGCAAUUAUUAUCUCUCUAGAUAAUAGCACACUUAACUACAGUACACAUAUAUAGCGAAGAGCCUUGACGUCGAGGGCAGCACCGAUCAAGAGCUGCAGUGCGGAGCAGCUCAAUCCAGAGCUGUAAUGGCGACGGUCCUCCUUCCGCUGCUGCUCUUGCUCGGCUCGGCGGUGACGCUCCUAACGUGCGCGGGCGCGGGCGCGUCGUUCCCCGUCAAUGUCUGGCCAAAGCCGACGUCCAUGUCAUGGGCGGAGCCGCACGCGGCCGUACCGGUGUCGCCGUCCUUCCACAUCGUGGCGUCAUCGGGUAACCCGUACCUCGCCUCGGCCGCGGAGCGCUACGCCAAGCUGCUGUUCAGGGAGACGUACCGACCCAUCGUUCGGCCGGCGGUCAACGUCACCGCGGGGAACGCGCUGGAGAAGCUGACCGUGGCGGUGUCCGACCUCGCCGCCCCGCUGCAGCACGGCGUGGACGAGUCCUACACGCUGGAGAUCCUCCCCACGGGCGCCGCCACGGUGACCGCGGCCACCGCGUGGGGCGCCAUGCGCGGGCUGGAGACGUUCUCGCAGCUGUCGUGGCGGGCCGGCCGCGGGGACCUCCUGCUGGUGGCCGCCGGCGUGCGCGUCGAGGACCGGCCCCUGUACCCGCACCGCGGGCUGAUGCUCGACACCGGCAGGACCUACUUCCCCGUGGCCGACAUCCUGCGGACCAUCGACGCCAUGGCGGCCAACAAGAUGAACGUGUUCCACUGGCACAUCACGGACUCGCAGUCGUUCCCCAUCGUGCUGCCCUCCGAGCCGUCGCUCGCCGAGAAGGGCGCCUACGGAGAGAACAUGCGGUACACCGUCGAGGAUGUCGAGCGCAUCGUCGAGUUCGCCAUGAGCCGCGGCGUCCGCGUCGUGCCGGAGAUCGACUCGCCUGGCCACACAGCUUCGUGGGCCGGCGCGUACCCGGAGGCCGUUACCUGCGCGGGCAAGUUCUGGCUGCCCGACGGCGACUGGAACCACCGCCUCGCCGCCGAGCCGGGCGCCGGCCAGCUGAACCCGCUGGCGGCCAAGACGUACGAGGUCAUCACCAACGUGGUCAACGACCUGACCUCCCUCUUCCCGGACGGCUUCUACCACGCCGGCGCCGACGAGGUCACCCCGGGUUGCUGGGAGGCGGACCCCACGAUCCAGGCCGACCUGGAGCGCGGCGCCACGCUGAGCCAGCUCCUGGAGCGGUACGUGAGCGCGGUGCACCCGCUGGUGGUGUCCAGGAACCGCACGGCCGUGUACUGGGAGGACGUGCUGCUGGACGCGGCCGUGAACGUGAGCGCGUCGGCGAUCCCGCCGGCCACCACCGUCCUGCAGUCGUGGAACAACGGGCCCAACAACACCAAGCUGAUCGUGCAGGCCGGGUACCGCGCCAUCGUCUCCUCCGCCUCCUUCUACUACCUCGACUGCGGGCACGGCGACUUCGUCGGCAACAACAGCAUCUACGACGACCCCAACAGUGACUUCGACGCGAACGGCGGGUCCUGGUGCGGGCCCUACAAGACGUGGCAGCGGGUGUACGACUACGACAUCGCGUACGGGCUCACCCCCGAGGAGGCCCAGCUGGUCCUCGGCGGCGAGGUGGCGAUGUGGACGGAGCAGGUCGACACGACCGUCCUGGACGGCCGGGUGUGGCCGAGAGCCUCGGCCAUGGCGGAGGCGCUCUGGUCUGGCAACCGCGACGCGUCGGGCAGGAAGCGGUACGCCGAGGCGACCGACCGGCUCAUCGACUGGCGGCAGCGCAUGGUCGGGAGGGGGGUCCGGGCCGAGCCCAUCCAGCCGCUUUGGUGCCGAACACGACCCGGAAUGUGCAACGCGGUCCAGUGACGGCCUGCCGAGAAUGGUGGCCUGGCCUUGUUCGGUCGCCACUGUUUUUGCGGCUCGAAUGUGCCAUUUGACAACUGCUGCCAACUAUAGCGUAUCCGAUGUGUCGAGCUAAAAUUUUUAAAAAAAGAACCAUUUGUUUGUUCUUUUGUUUAUAUUUAAAGUGAAGUGGACGGCAUGUUAACCUGUUAAGUGGAGUUUGUGUACCUUAAAAGCC
Messenger RNA from Zea mays, 2141 nucleotides. RefSeq names its product beta-hexosaminidase. The record is from RefSeq and is marked validated. Gene Ontology annotation, molecular function: beta-N-acetylhexosaminidase activity. Gene Ontology annotation, cellular component: membrane. Lineage: Eukaryota; Viridiplantae; Streptophyta; Magnoliopsida; Poales; Poaceae. Gene Ontology annotation, biological process: glycosaminoglycan metabolic process; carbohydrate metabolic process.